Molecule: messenger RNA, 589 nt
Organism: Rhipicephalus microplus (southern cattle tick)
Lineage: Eukaryota; Metazoa; Arthropoda; Arachnida; Ixodida; Ixodidae
Biological process (GO): aerobic respiration; mitochondrial fission
Cellular component (GO): mitochondrion
Source: RefSeq, a predicted model, not a curated record
AAGUGCACCGGAGCCGCUCAUUAGCGUCUGUUGCGAGCGAAGCUGAUCUGCCUCCUCCACCGCCAUCCCCAUCGUCUCCAAACGUCUUUGCGACCGGCCAUGUAGUUAUGCGCAAGCAACGCCUCAGGGACCCAGCGAGAGCGGAGGCAGAGAAGUGCCACGAGGCGAUGUUCGCAAACGUCCUGAAGGGCCUCGGCACGGUAAAACUAAACAAAGUCGAAAAAUCCGCAAGUGGUACCCCUUUGCGCAAGAGUCGGGAAUCGGACUUGUCCACUGUCACGGAACCGGCUGGAACGCUUGCUGAGGUGCUCAAGAAGCGCUUUGUGUUCAUUCACCCUACAGACAGCUCGGACGACUCGGCCACAGAGCCAUGGAGUCCCUCCACGCCUCAGGCAAAUGAAAAGACGUGGCUCUCCACUCUCAAGGAGAUGUCCAGUGACGUGACCAAGCUCUCGCCAAAGCAAGGAGGCGUGUGAAACCAAGAGCUUUCAGGUGUCUAGUUGACAGAUUCAGCUGCAUCCUUGGCUAUUGUUUCUAUUUAAAAUUUUAAUACUUUACAUCUUACAUUUUAUACUUUAUAUUUUAAAUG